Messenger RNA from Eimeria acervulina, 453 nucleotides. RefSeq lists its product as hypothetical. The record is from RefSeq and is a predicted model, not a curated record. The annotation marks the transcript as partial. The transcript has a single exon. Lineage: Eukaryota; Apicomplexa; Conoidasida; Eucoccidiorida; Eimeriidae.
AUGCCUCCUAGCAGCGCCGACAACAGUCAGCAGCAGCAGCAGCAGCAGCAGCAGCACCCCAAUAAAAUCCCCGCUGCAUCUUCACUUGUACGCAACCGCACCGCUUCUGCAGCAGCAGCAGCAGCAGCAGCAGCAGCGACAGCAGGAGCAGCACAGGCUGCAGCAAUUGGCCGCAGCAGAAUACCGAGGCUUUCUGAUAGACAGCAGCAGCAGCAGCAGCAGCAACACCUGGAAGAGCAGCAACAGCAGCAGCUCUCCCUGCAGCAGCAACAUGUACAGCAGCAUGCGCAGCAGCAGCAGCAGACUCUGCUGCAGCAGCAGCUGAGCAACGUCUCCACACCUAAUCGCCCCCCAUUAGUUAGAGGUGCUGCAGCUGCUGCAGCUGCUGCAGCUGCUGCUGCUGCUGCUGCGUUUGCUUCUCCAGAGGGUUCGGCAGAGAGAACAGCCGUGGCA